CCCGUACCACAAAUUAAUUAUGCAAAUACCGCUCCCGGCCCUUCAAUUUGACAUUCUCAUUCAAUUUAGUUCAUACCAUUGUAAAUUAAAACGUUUUAAUGUUAUAACGUAGUUUAAUGGUUUCGUAACUCAUUUCUGUCAAGUAUAUUAAGCUCUCUAAUAAAAAAUUAUCGACAAGUCCUAUAUCCUGCUAUAUCUGCAUAUGUUUUCCUUCAUUGACUUAACAUUAUUCGGCGCGAGCAUAUAUGGUCCCCUGAAUUCGUUGAUAAACAAUCAGGGACUUUGUUGAUUUUUUAUUUUUUUUUUCAAAAAAGCAAUGACUAAAUCGAAUGAAGAAUCAAAUUGAGUGACCAUUGAGAUAUUUUAUUUUGUUUAUAAAUAUCCCUCCAAUAGUAGUCAUCAGAUUAUUAGUCUUGUCCUUCCAAAGAUUCCACAAUCAAAAAGAAAACAAAGGCUGCAAAAAAAAAAAAAUGGAGAUGAAUGGAACAGGAAAUGACCAUGAAGAAAAAACUGCAAGAACUGAUCAUCAACAAGAAGAAUAUGCAGAAUCAUCAUCAAGUCUGCAGAAGAGAAAAACUACAUACAACAAUGAUUUAAAAGAAGAAGAAGAGAUAUCAGUGGAGAAGAUAUUUGAGAACACAGAAGUUCCAUCAUGGAAGAAACAGCUAACGGUGAGGGCAUUCGUGGUGAGUUUCGUGAUGUCGGUGAUGUUCAGCUUCAUCGUGAUGAAGCUCAACCUCACGACUGGGAUUAUUCCGUCACUCAAUGUCUCAGCUGGGCUUCUGGGAUUCUUCUUCGUGAAAACUUGGACUCGUUUGCUCCAGAAAUCGGGUGUUUUGAAGCAGCCUUUUACCCGACAAGAAAACACUGUUAUUCAGACUUGUGUUGUUGCUUCCUCUGGCAUUGCAUUCAGUGGAGGGUUUGGCAGCUACUUAUACGCAAUGAGUGAACGUGUUGUGUCACAAUCGGAAGAAGGCAAAACAGAUAUUUCUUACAAGAAUCCAACUAUAAGUUGGAUGAUUGGGUUUCUCUUUGUAGUUAGCUUCCUUGGCCUCUUCUCAGUUGUGCCUCUAAGAAAGAUAAUGGUUAUAGACUUCAAAUUGACCUAUCCUAGUGGCACUGCAACAGCACAUCUGAUUAACAGCUUCCAUACUCCAGAAGGGGCUAAGCUAGCUAAGAAACAGGUGAGGACUUUGGGAAAGUUCUUUUCCUUCAGCUUCUUAUGGGGUUUCUUUCAAUGGUUCUUUACUGCUGGUGAUGACUGUGGAUUUGAAAGCUUCCCAACAUUUGGUUUAAAAGCAUAUCAGAACAAGUUUUUCUUCGAUUUUUCUGCAACUUAUGUUGGAGUAGGAAUGAUUUGCCCUCAUAUUGUAAAUGUAUCUCUUCUACUUGGAGGGAUUCUCUCUUGGGGAAUAGUGUGGCCACUGAUACAAACCAAGGAAGGGGAUUGGUUUCCAUCAGGCCUUAGCCACACCAGUCUUCAGGGGAUCCAAGGUUACAAGGUUUUCAUUGGAAUCGCAAUGAUUCUAGGAGAUGGAUUGUACAACUUUUUCAAGGUUCUCAUUGGAACCGUAGCCGGUUUAAUCACAAAAAUUCACGAAAGAGAUGCUAACAAGUACCUUCCUUCGGUUGACAAUCCCCCGCGCAAGCCUCCCUCUUUUGAUUACCAGCGCAGGACUCAGCUCUUCCUGAAAGAUCAGAUAUCAACAUGGUUCGCAAUCGCUGGUUAUGCUACGAUCGCUGCAAUCUCAACCAUAACGCUACCGCAUAUCUUCCAUCAACUCAGAUGGUACUACAUUGCAGUCAUCUACAUUUUCGCGCCAGUGUUAGCCUUCUGCAAUGCCUUUGGGUGUGGACUAACUGAUUGGUCACUCGCGUCGACUUAUGGAAAGCUAGCGAUAUUCACCAUUGGCGCGUGGGCGGGUGCUUCACAUGGCGGAAUACUUGCUGGUUUAGCAGCCUGUGGAGUCAUGAUGAACAUUGUUUCCACAGCAUCUGACCUAAUGCAGGAUUUUAAAACAGGUUACCUGACUCUGGCGUCGCCUCGCUCCAUGUUCGUGAGCCAAGUUAUCGGCACAGCAAUGGGAUGUCUAAUAUCCCCAUGUGUCUUUUGGAUAUUCUAUGAGGCAUUUCCUGAUCUAGGCAAACCUGAAAGUGCUUAUCCUGCUCCUUUUGCUACUGUCUACUAUAACAUGGCUAAACUAGGAGUCGAAGGCUUUUCGGCCCUUCCGGAAAACUGCCUCAAACUGUGCUAUGGGUUCUUCUCUGCUGCAGUCCUCAUGAACAUAAUAAGGGAUGCAGUUGGAAAACAACGUGGAAGGUUUAUUCCACUUCCAAUGGCAAUGGCGAUUCCAUUCUACUUGGGUUCUUAUUUCGCUAUCGAUAUGUGUGUUGGGAGCCUAAUCCUCUACAUCUGGCAACGGGUUAAUAGGGCCAAGGCUGAUGCUUUUGCUCCGGCUGUCGCUUCAGGUUUGAUUUGUGGUGAUGGAAUAUGGACAUUGCCUAGUUCAGUUCUAGCUCUGAUUGGGGUGAAACCUCCUAUUUGCAUGAAGUUCUUCUCAAGAAGCACAAACAAAAAGGUGGACUUAUUCCUGGGGAAUUAAGAAGACAACUCCAUAAGCUGCAAACUACCAAAUCAUUCGGGGAAGAUCUUGUAAAUUCUAACUUUCAUCCACUCUGUGUUGUAUCAACUUCUGCUUAUAAGUUACACCAAUGAUCAUCAAGAAUGUAUGUGUGUAAGACUAUCUAUCAAAAGGUACAUGUAUGUUUUCAUGAUUGUGUAGCUUUUUUAUUCCUCCUGAAAUAAGAAUCAUAGAACAUGUUUGUUGAUCAAAUUAAAGAUGAGACAACCCAACAUUAUUUAGGGUGAUGCAGAGGAUACAACAGUAGCAUAGAUCAUCACAACCAGACUAUGCAUAGUACUUUGGCAAACAUAAUCUUGCCCCUCAUCAUUGACAAAGAGAUGGAGAAGUAUAUUCCACUUCAAUCCAAAGCACAAAUUAUAAACUUUGAGGGUGGAUGAUAAUUGAUAAUGAUGGUGAGGAGUUAAAAAUUAGGACGAG
Oldenlandia corymbosa var. corymbosa is the source of this 3062-nucleotide messenger RNA. The record is from the annotation of a GenBank genome assembly. NCBI's taxonomy places the organism in Eukaryota, Viridiplantae, Streptophyta, Magnoliopsida, Gentianales, Rubiaceae.